AGCGGGGUAAAAACGGGCACGUGAACGGGUCAUCACUGAAAUGUAGGUGGCAAUCAGGAUCGAUUGAGUAGUGAGCAAGGCCCUGCCAAAGUGACCCAAAGUCUUCCACUAAUCUCCAGGACCGGGUUUGUCAACCUCAUUGAGCCCAUUCACAAUCGACACUGAAAUCUCGCCGCCACCACAUUACUUUUCCAUGUACCCAAUAUUGACCGCUUUACACCAGCACAAUGAGCGCCGCCUGACUGAUGACUGAUGACUGCUGAGUGCUCUAAGUCUGCACAAAUUGAUCGGGCCGCCAGAGAUUCAUUGACACUCAUCCGCACCACGAGCGCGCGACUUCUUUGGUGGCAUGUCAUGUUCGGUGUAGUCUAGCAACCCUCUCAUCACUACCACAAGAUGACAGCACCUGAAGGCGGCAAAUGUGCUACAAUCGUCUUCGAUAAGCCACCGGCGGCAGAUCGCAAGUUCCCUUGCAAAGUCUGCUCCAAGGUUUUCAAGCGCAGUGAGCACCGUCUUCGUCACGAACGCGCCCACACCCAGGAGAAACCUUUUCAUUGCAGAUACUGUCACAAACGAUACUCCCGCAGAGAUCUGGUUGUGCGGCACGAAAGAACUUUGCAUUCUUCCAAGUAUACGCCAAAAGCCAACGCGAGCCGAGAUGGUGAACGUGACAAAAGUCCCUCAAAAUCGGAGUCGAAUCCUGUUGAACAAAAUGACAACGUACCCGCCGACAUUGAGGCAAACUCGACCAAGGCCGGCAGCCUCACCCACGACGGUGAUCCUGACAUCGUCGCUUCAAUCUCUGGCUGCAAUGAGCCCGUGCUGCAGUUUCCUCCAGAUUCAAAUCCUUCAGCCGCUAACCAGCACUUCCACGUUGGUCUCAAGGAGGCCACGGCACUUGCAGCCAGCAACCCGACAACAGACGCUUAUCCAACCAGUGCAACUGGCCACGAUGAUACUAACAUGUAUGCCCUGUUUGGUGACUCGGCCAACGUCAACACCCAGUCCGGUCUGCCGCCUCCGAUGCAGCGGAUAGACAAUUCGCACGAGGAGCUACCGAACCAGCCAAGUGUCGACGUCUUUCCAUUGCACGAUAUCAUCUUUCCGGACCUGGACCUCUUUGACCCUUUUCGAGGCCUUGUCCAUGGCACACCGGACUUUUAUGGCCUCCACGACGACUUGGGGCCGCUGGGAGCCUGCUCGCCGCUGCCCCAACCAAAAGAAAUCGCGCCGCAACCUACGUUCUUCCAUGGUCAAGUUCCUGGGCCGGUUGGCGACAUUGCGUCAUCCCAUCCGCAGUCGUCAAUGGCCCUCGCUUCUCUCGGAACGACAAUGUUUCCCACGCAAUUACAAGCUCAGGUCUUUCCACAGAAGACCAAUUGUGUCAACAAUUGUCAAGCAUCUUUCGCGGAGCAAUCACCUGCCUCCACGAGGUCGACAGCCUCGAGCCUUCCAGAAGUAAUAAAGACCUCUCAGGUCAAAAGAACUUACUUUGGAAUUACUCCACAACACAGAAUGGCAAUUUACGUGGACUUGACGUCGAGACUGAGUCAAGAUGAUCUCUGGGGAUUUGAACUCCCAGAAGCGCAAACGUUGGAACAAUGCUUGCGCAGUUAUGCCGAUAAUUUCCAUGUACAUCUACCUAUCAUCCACCUUGCUUCGCUGAAUGUUGAGGAAACGCCAAGUCCUUUGGUUCUGAUUAUGUGCGCCAUCGGUUCACUGUAUCGGCUGGAGCGCCGGCUCGCAAUGGCCCUGUAUCGGAAGGCGACACAAGCCUUUACAAAAAGUAUGGCCACUUGGCUGGCCACGAAUGAGUCCCUGAUGGCUAUCGAUGAUUUCACCCCAUCACUAGACACAACGACCCAUCAAAGUCCGCUUCCUGUUUGGAUCAUGCAGGCGAGGGUUCUCCUUGGGGUAUUUGGCACCCUUAACGGCAAUGCAGGUUUGAUCAAACGAGCCUUUGGAUUGUUGGGGUCUCAGUGGCUGGAUUGUCAUUUAAUGUUGUCCUCUUUGAGCGUUGGCCAGGAGCCCAGCGACAUGACAUGGAAGGACUGGGUGCAACGCGAGUCGUCAAAGAGGAUCUUCUACGGCGUGAUCAUCUUGUCGCAUAUGCUCAGUACUGCAUAUGGUCUUUGUCCGGCCUUUUCAGCAGCGCAGAUUGCAACCUUGGAAAUGCCUGGUGAUCAAAAUCUCUGGGAUUCCUCUUCAGAGAGUCAAUGGCUCCUAUUGCGCCGUGGUGGACCCCGAAGCACACCGAUAAGUCUGGGAGAGGCAGUGUCGAAGCUGAUGUACGAUAAAACCGCCAAAGAGACCUUGGAUGAUUCGUGGAAGUGGUCUCCUUUUACGACUGCAGUCGCUUUGUAUGCGGUCGCGACACAAAUCUGGCAUAUAUCUUCCGCUAAAAACCUCGGGGUAAUGCCUGGAGAUAACGGACGGCAUACAAUAUUGUCGGGCCCUGGCGACAUAUUGGAGACCGAAGCCGCUCUGAGCAGGUGCAGACAGCUCUUGAUCACCUCGAAAAACGCAAGUGAGGUUCCCUGGAGUGACGAGAAUGGACCGCUCCUAUUCAACUGCAUGGCCGUUCUCCGCGUUGCGUACGGUCGUGCUUGUAUGCUCACUGCAACUAUGGACCGAUUCAUCUUGCUCAGGGAAACACGCGGUGAAAUCAUUGAUGCAGUCAAGAAAUAUCUCUACGUCGAUCAGCCUCGCAGCCAAGCAGUCUCUGGCGCAGUUGGGAGAUCGAUCGAAGGUCUCUUUGUGCCCAUCCAGGCAGGAUUGCUGUGGACGCGGAAAACCGCCGCGCUGACCUGGUGGGUAGAUCAUGCCCUUGCGGGAUGGGAUACUGCUCUCUUCGUUACCCGCUGGGUCCAUGCGAUUGAACAAGCAGAACGGCGCCGAAAUCCGGUUGAUGACUUGGAAAGACAGACAGUAAAGGAGGUUCACCGACUGUUAAGAGAAGCUCAAAUCCCAUGUGCGGGCGGUGAUUCUCUGGCUGCUGCAGUAGCAAAAUUCUGGGCUCAGUUUUUUACUGAUACCUGGGUCUGGGGAGGUGAGUCUUACGCAUAUGACCAUAUUGAUUCUGCCUUUCCUGUUGGCUUGCUAUGUGACUCCACGUAUCGGUUUUGUACUACAAGAGCUUGCCAAAGCCUAUGAAGAGGAGGCUUCAGCAUUUGAGCGACCUAAGGUGUAGGCGACAUCAUCACGCGGCGGCUGAGCAGGUGCUCUUAUUGCAGCCAGCCACAGUCCCGGAAAAGACGCUACAGGAUAGCAGGAAAGUGUACUUUUCUCUUCCGAUAAAGCACAACCACAGGUGGCGAUGACAUGCUCUAAUCUUCGAAAGUAAUGGCAGUUCCAUGAUGCAUGUGAUUGAGCGAAGUCUCUGCGUUAUAUGAACGGUUCUGCGGUCAGGAGCCUUCUUUGUCCCUCG
Molecule: messenger RNA, 3427 nt
Organism: Exophiala viscosa
Lineage: Eukaryota; Fungi; Ascomycota; Eurotiomycetes; Chaetothyriales; Herpotrichiellaceae
Exons: 5
Coding region: 397-3153 (918 amino acids)
Biological process (GO): DNA-templated transcription; regulation of transcription by RNA polymerase II
Cellular component (GO): chromatin
Molecular function (GO): zinc ion binding; RNA polymerase II cis-regulatory region sequence-specific DNA binding; DNA-binding transcription factor activity, RNA polymerase II-specific
Source: RefSeq, a predicted model, not a curated record